GAAGGCCCGAUUUCUUGCGGAGGCGCCUCUCUCUCUAUCUCUCACUCUCUCUCUCUGAUGCUGUUCCCUUUCUCUCCGCCUUCCUCGUCUCCCUUCUCCGCGAUGCUCUUGCAAAGACUUCUCGGCUCCGUCGCUCGACGCCAACUCCCUUCUGCCUUCCCCCUCCCCAAAUCGGUCUCCACUGUGAUAUCGAGGCCUGCCGGUCGGAGUCGGCUGGGGUUUGCCCCGAGCCAGAGCUUCGAGUUGCCGCUCAUGGCGUCGUCCGCCCCCACCGAGGACGCCCGCCGCUCCUCCUUCGUCCCCCUACCACCCUCCACUGCAGAUAAGGCUACGUUGUACAAAGGACUUGAAGCAACAUUAGGAUCAACCUUCAGUUCAGCUCCUUCUUUCCCGCCACCAAAUCCCUUGAUCCUUGUUGUCAGUGGACCAAGUGGUGUUGGCAAAGAUGCAGUUAUCAAGAGGCUACUAGAAGUCCGGGAAGGAAUUCAUUUUGUUGUUACAGCAACCAGCCGACCACAACGACCAGGUGAAGUUGAUGGGAAGGACUAUCUUUUUGUAACCAAGGAGGAGUUUCUUUCAAUGAUUGAAAGAGAUGAGCUUUUGGAACAUGCUCUUGUUUAUGGGGACUAUAAAGGAAUCCCUAAACAGCAGAUUCGUGACUACAUGGAUAAGGGUUUUGAUGUUGUAUUGAGAGUGGACAUACAAGGUGCUGCUACACUGAGAUCGAUACUUGGCAACUCAGCAGUCUUCAUUUUUCUGGUUGCAGAGAGUGAAGAAACACUAGUAAAAAGGCUUGUAGCUCGUAAGACAGAAACAGCAGAAAUGCUUCUUGUCAGGAUUGCGACAGCUAGGGAAGAGGUUAGGCAUCUCAAAGAAUUUGACUAUGUUGUUACAAAUGCUGAAGGAAAACUGGACGACACAGUUAAACUUGUGGAGUCCAUCAUUGAUGCUGAGAAGGCUAAAGUCCACAGGCGCAAUGUCCAGAUCUAGUUCAAGAGAUAUUUCACCAUCCAUUUUUAUCCUUCGAGGGAAACCACAAGGACGAAAGAACUCUUGUAUCCUUAGUUGUUAGGGGCAGUGUACAUUGCCUCCUGCAGAGUUUUUGCAAGGAUGUAGGUGAUAAAAUUGGGUUUUGUUUUUUCUCUUUAUUUUCUUUGUGGUGGUGUCCAGUUUAUUAUCAAGAGGAAAAGGUGGCCUGUCACUGUGUUCCGGCGUGUUGGUGGCCAUGAAUCUUACCAGAAUCAGAUAUGCCCCCAUUAUCCAUGCAA
Messenger RNA from Musa acuminata subsp. malaccensis (wild Malaysian banana), 1268 nucleotides. RefSeq names its product guanylate kinase 2, chloroplastic/mitochondrial. Gene Ontology annotation, biological process: purine nucleotide metabolic process. Gene Ontology annotation, molecular function: GMP kinase activity. Lineage: Eukaryota; Viridiplantae; Streptophyta; Magnoliopsida; Zingiberales; Musaceae. The record is from RefSeq and is a predicted model, not a curated record. Gene Ontology annotation, cellular component: cytosol.